UGUAAAAUAUAAAGCAAAAAUUAACUUUCAAUUUUUGCUUUAAAAAUCAUAAUUGGUCAAUGAUAUAUUUAAAAUAGAAUUGUUAAUAUAAAAAAUUUAAUUAUUCCAUGGCAUCUUAAAAAUAUAAAAUCAAUUUUAAUUUUUACAAAACAUGGAAUAACUUCCAACAUGUAAGUCUAUGAAUAUCUGGAAACCCCACAAUUCGUAGUUUGACAAUAUAGAAUUAUAGAGAAAAGUUUCGGGAAAUUUUUAAGUUUUGUUUACCAGUUGCUAUAACAAAAUUUUCAGUAUUUUUAAAUUAAAAAUUAUUAACCAAAAUAAAAAAUAUGAAAAUAGCCAGUAAUACUUGUCGCCUUUGCGUGCAAAUUUUUGAAGAUUCUAGUUUAGAGUCUGUAUUUGAAAAGGACGACGAAGUUGAAAUUGCAAAAAAAGUAUUUGAUAUUUCUGGAGUUUUUAUUGAGAAAAACGAAAAAUCUUUACCAGAGAAAAUUUGUAAACAUUGUAAAUCAACAUUACAAUUGUCAUAUGAAUUUAGAAUAAUUUGCCAACAGUCUGAUAAUAAACUAAGGGCUUUAUUAUCAGCUCCUGAGGAAAUUGAAAACAAAUUAAUUAAAUAUGAAGUAAGUUCAGAUAAUGAAUCAAAUUUUUUAGAUGUAAGUUGUCACAUUGAAGAUUGGCAAGAGGAUUUGUCCAAUUUUGACUCAAAAAACAAUAUUCAAAUAGAAAAAAGAGAGCAGUUAGAUACCAUCAAAGAUGAAGAAAAUGAAGCAACAAUAUCUGAGACUGCAACUUCGAAAAUUUCUUUGAAAAAAGGUAACACUAAGAAAGAAAUUGAUGAUGACUCUUUCAAAAAAGGGAAUCGAAGAUUUUGUACUUUUAAAAGAAAAUGGAUUGAAAAAUAUGAUUGGAUAAGAGCAGCCAAAGAUGACAAAAACGCCUUUUGUACAGUAUGUAAUUGUGAAUUUUCAAUCGCUUAUGGUGGUGAAUCCGUAGUAUCUCGACAUAUGACUAGAAACAAACAUUUAUUUAAUGCUAACCCAGAAUUGAAAAAAGACAAGGUAUUUCGUGGGAAUGGAGUUAAAUGCUCCCAAAAAAGUGAAGAGUUGACUUUCAUUAUGUGUGAGGUUUGUGGUAACAAAUAUCCUACAAAAAGACAUUUGAAAAGGCAUUUAAAAUAUCACUCAGAUGUAAUGGACUAUGAAUGCGAAAUAUGCAAAAAACAGUUUAGGGAGAUGAUGCAAUUGAAAAGACACAUGAGAACUCAUACUGGUGAAAGACCGUAUCCCUGUCACUAUUGUGAUAAAAGGUUUGGAGAUUACAGCACGAGAAUCAAACACGAAAGAGUUCAUACUAAUGAGCGUCCCUACGUAUGUACAACUUGCGGAAAAGCCUUUACCUAUGCUAAUAUAUUAAAAAAUCAUAUUCUAGUUCAUACUGGAGAAAAACCCUUUAGAUGUGAAGUUUGUGACGCAAGUUUUGCAAGAAAGACUCAUUUAAAAGCCCAUUUUACAUCAAAUUUGCACAAAAGUCGAGUUCAGGAAUCUCUCCAAAACACAUUGCCAAGUUGAAACAAAAACACAGUAACCUAUUGAAAAAAUUUAAAUCAUAAGUGUAAUAGUAAAAUUUGUAUGGAAAUAUGUAUUUCUUGAAUUAAUUUUGAAUAAAUUACUAUUAAGGUCAAAUACAUAAUAUGCAGGAUCUCUUUUCUCGGCCCACCUAAAAUUUCAAUAUAUUUCACUAUAUUUUGGCAUUUAUUUGAAUAUUGCAAACUAAGCUUAAUUUUUAUAGACCUUUGUAUUGUGACUGUAAAAUUUUAAAGAGCUCAUAUGAAUUAAUAAUUUUCUUUUUGAAACAAAAAUUCUGUAAUAAGGUAUAAAAUUUAUUUUCAAAGUACAGUUUUAAAUACUUGAGAAAAAUAAAAUUAACACUGUAGUUUGAAGUAUUGUAAAAAUAAAUAAUCAUAGUGAUUCAGUUUAAAUUUAAA
Messenger RNA from Condylostylus longicornis, 1984 nucleotides. Its product is annotated as GDNF-inducible zinc finger protein 1-like. The record is from RefSeq and is a predicted model, not a curated record. Gene Ontology annotation, biological process: regulation of transcription by RNA polymerase II. Bases 327 to 1568 code for a protein of 413 amino acids. The transcript is spliced from 6 exons. Gene Ontology annotation, molecular function: RNA polymerase II cis-regulatory region sequence-specific DNA binding; zinc ion binding; DNA-binding transcription factor activity, RNA polymerase II-specific. Lineage: Eukaryota; Metazoa; Arthropoda; Insecta; Diptera; Dolichopodidae. Gene Ontology annotation, cellular component: nucleus.